GCCUUCCACCUCGCAAACACUCCCGUAUCCUCACCAUCCAAUUCACUUGACCAGACCACUUGUCUGUCGGUUUCUCACUCAACCUACACCAAUCUCCUUCUCAUCCACCACACAUCAACAUGCUUGAGGCACGUCUCGAACAGGCCAACCUCCUGAAGAAGGUCGUUGAGGCGAUCAAGGACCUCGUCCAAGAUUGCAACUUCGAAUGCAACGACUCCGGUGUCGGUCUCCAAGCCAUGGACAACUCCCACGUCGCCCUCGUCUCCAUGUUGCUCAAGGCCGAUUCCUUCUCUCCCUUCAGAUGCGAUCGCAACAUCGCCCUCGGCAUCAACCUCGUCUCUCUCCAGAAGGUCCUCCGCGCUGCUCAGGACAAGGAUAUUCUGACCCUCAAGGCCGAGGACUCGCCUGACGUUGUCAACCUUGUCUUCGAGAGCUCCGAGAGCGACAGAAUCAGCGAGUACGACAUCAAGUUGAUGGACAUUGACCAAGAGCACCUUGGUAUUCCCGACACCGACUACGCCGCCUCCAUCACUCUGCCCUCGGCCGAGCUUCAGCGCAUUUGCAGAGAUCUCUCUGCUCUCUCAGAGUCUGUCAACAUCGAGUGCACAAAAGAAGGCGUCAAGUUCGGCUGUACCGGUGACAUUGGUUCCGGUUCCGUUACUCUCCGCCAGCACACCAACGUCGAGAAGGAGGACCUGAAUGUCGACAUCCAGCUGUCAGAGCCCGUCUCGCUCACCUUCUCGCUCAAGUACCUCGUCAACUUCUGCAAGGCCAGCGGUCUCUCAAGCAGAGUCAAGCUCUGCCUUUCGACCGAUGUGCCACUCAUGGUCGAGUAUUCGCUGGCAAACAACAGUUACCUCAGAUUCUACCUCGCCCCCAAGAUUGGUGAUGAGGAGUAGAUGCGUAGCACAAAGAAAGAAAGAGCAUGAUUACGGCAUGACAUGGUGUUUCUGGAGUUUUGAUGAUUUGCUUUGGGGAGAGGGUUGCCCUGCUAGUGGCAUCAGCGUGAGGUUUAGAUCGGACGGCCGAUUUUGUCAUUAUACCAAUUCAAAUAAGAUACUUUCAC
Aureobasidium subglaciale EXF-2481 is the source of this 1066-nucleotide messenger RNA. RefSeq lists its product as uncharacterized. Lineage: Eukaryota; Fungi; Ascomycota; Dothideomycetes; Dothideales; Saccotheciaceae. Gene Ontology annotation, biological process: translesion synthesis; mismatch repair; regulation of DNA replication. The transcript is spliced from 4 exons. The record is from RefSeq and is a predicted model, not a curated record. Gene Ontology annotation, molecular function: DNA polymerase processivity factor activity; DNA binding. Gene Ontology annotation, cellular component: PCNA complex. The coding region runs from base 120 to 899 and encodes 259 amino acids.